Molecule: messenger RNA, 4403 nt
Organism: Neoarius graeffei (lesser salmon catfish)
Lineage: Eukaryota; Metazoa; Chordata; Actinopteri; Siluriformes; Ariidae
Gene: cdc42ep1a
Product: CDC42 effector protein (Rho GTPase binding) 1a
Exons: 3
Coding region: 2175-3251 (358 amino acids)
Source: RefSeq, a predicted model, not a curated record
AUCAGAUUGCUAGUGGUGUGUACUGCCCAUGUUCACCAGUGCAGAGGCUGCCGCAGUGUGGAAAAGUUACAGACGUAAAGCUCAUAUAACUCCAUCCUGGAAUAUAUCAUAAACAUGGAAUAAAAUCUCAUUUAUCAACAAAAAUCUGGUGAACCAGCCUUCAUCAGGACAGUAAUUUUCAAGGCUCCCCUCCACACUGCCAAAAGCCAAAUGGAUUGAGGGAGGCAGAGGGCUUUGAAGAGAGGAGAUGCCCAACAAAGAGCUGAUAUCCCCCUGACUGUUGUGCAGAUUAUUACUUUUACUUUAUUGCAUUUAAAAGCCUUUUUAAAAAUCUUUCUGAAGCCCUUUCUGAAGAGCAGGCCAAUGAAUCUGUGAAUCUGAGUAUCAAGAAGACAAAGGGAUAUGGCAGAAGAAAGCCUCUGGUCACGGCUCAGAGAGGGAUAAAGCAACAAGUCUGACUGGGGUGGUCUGGACUGAGGGUGUUGUGCCGGCCCAUUCUCGAGAACACACACCGGCAGGAGAUGGGGCAGAGGUUACUGAGUGGAGAAGGAUUAAGGGAGUACACAGUCUGACUAAUUAGGCAUGAAAGUUAUUUCUUUUAAAACAACAUUAAAAAUAUUUAUAAUUUCAUACAGAUGUUAUGAGGCUUUUUUUUAAUUCUUCGCUGCUUUGUUAGGAAUCAUGUCUAUGGCUGGAUAAGAGGUUUUUUAGGCACACCAGCAAAGAUUCUUUGUUAAUCCAGACUGGAAUUAUACUUAGUGCACAGCAAACAGAAAGACUGUUGAAGUACUUCAGGCUAAAUAGAACAACAUACCUGUAACCGAGCUGAGCUGUUCUCCGUAUGAAGGCCUGAAAUCUACUGCUGAGCAGGAAAAGAAAACGUACUGCUCUUAAAAAAGUAGUCUGUUAAAAUAAAACACCAACAACUGGUGCAUGGGCAAGAACAAACUAAAGCCUGGUUGAGAGUUGACGUAAUGCUGUUGGAGCGCUGUAAUAACUCAUUAAUGGAGUCAAACUAACGUGUGUGGGAGGCCAGUCUCAGUGGAAAUCUCAUAAAAUAGACAGGCCUGUAAAUGUGUGCUACUUUAUCAAAAUAUUUAAAAAGCAACGACCAUUACAAAGUCCAUCUCAAACUAACAACAAAAGAACAUUAGGCAGGGCAGUGUAUAUUGAUUUUCUGAGAAUAUUUUAAGAUUGAGUUUAAGGGGUUUAUUUAAUGUGACUCAGAUGCUUUAUUUGGUUUUUGAUGUUGAAUAUUCACAAAUAAGGUCUGUCCUGUGCAAAGAGCUUUUGUUUUAGUGUGAGAUUGAGAAACUGCUUAAAAAGGUUUUUGCAAGACAUAUUGCAAAUGAAUAGCCAAAACAUUGUCCAUUGUUACUUGCAGUACUAAAAUAGUUUUCCCUUUGACUUAAGGUCCUUGAACGAGAAGUUGCUUGUUUAAAGGAAGUGAAGUGGACUUUAGCCUGGAGGAUCUGGCACAGAACCUAACUUAGUUUUCAAAGCAUAAAAUAAGCAGAAACGUGCAAUUAUUUAUGUAGCCAAGUGCUACCCACUCAUACCACAUGCACCACGUCACUUUCCUUUUUUGGCAAAAACGAAGUUUGCAGAUAUUUUCUUAACAUUUGAUCUUCUUCAACAUCCAGCAGCAGAUACUCUCAAACUCAAUGGAGAUGGAAUACAUGGAUCCUGUUCUAAACCGCAAAGAUCUCUGCAGCCAGAGUUGGAUUUAUUUCUGAACUUGUGUUUUCUAAACCCAAAACCCAAAACAACUGUGCAGCCCAGUUUUUCUGACCACAUAGCCAUCUGAGGUUUCCAGGAAUUAUGGACAUGAGUAUUUUCAUCUCACAUCUAUCUCAGUUGGAUCAUUUGGAUAUGGACAGCAACCAGUGGCAAAAAAGCUUUGUGUUCAUACUUAUGGAAAAUCCUUUCUGAGAAACAUUUCACUCAACUGCACUUUUUUAGUUUUACCCAGAGACGCCUUGAGCCAUGCAUAAUUUUGCAUGAAUGGUAAUGUGUGGAUAAUUUCCUGUUGAGCUAGGCCAGAUUCUUUCUACUGCAUAGGACGCACAAAAAAACUCACUGGAACACCAAGAGUUUUAGUUGGAAUACUAAUACUUGGAGGCUUUGUUGUGCUUUCCUGUGGUUUUAUUGUAAGCUCAGAAAACUCAGCAGUCAUGAACUUGGGCAAACUGUCUGGGCUGAAGGGCCUGGUGUCUCACUCCUCAGGCAGGCGGCGCUUUAAGGGUGAUCUGACUCCAGACAUGAUCAGCCCGCCGCUGGGAGAUUUCCGUCAUACCAUGCAUGUGGGCCGUGGGGGAGAUGUAUUCGGGGACACCUCCUUCCUCAGCAACCAUGGUGGUGCAGGGAAUAGUGGCGAUGGAGACUCCAUUACCGCUUCAGAGAAGAGCGAGAGCUUCUUCUCUCGCACCCUACGGCACGUCCGCAAGACUCCAGAUCGGCCGCGGGAAGGUUCCAGAGACCUUUCUCCUCCACCUCCACCCAUCUCCCCCAUCAUAAAGAACGCAAUUUCCCUCCCUCGCUUGGAUGUGGACUCACCCAAUGGCUGUCCUGUGAAGGUGCUGUUUCCCAGCACACCCAAGACACCUGAAGACAGCACAUACUCAUAUGGUGUCGAGUCUGGUUUUGUAACACUUCCCAGGCUGUCACGCUCAGAGAGGCCUGUGCAGAGUACAGCUCCUUCAUCCUGCUCUGCUGAGAUACACCGCAGCUCUCUCACAGAUUUGCCACACACACUCACCGUCCCCGACACACUCAGCCCCUCUGACUCCAUGACCUCCUUCACCGUUGACCUCGGCCCCUCACUCAUGUCAGAAGUAUUUGCCAUGAUUGAUCGGCCCAGUGUGCAUGCAGAAGGCAAUCAUAACUCUGAAGUGGAGCACAAAUCUGAGCCCUGGACCAAUGGUGACACUGAAAUGACCUCGGACACCAGGACCUCUUUGGUGGAUUCACUUCUAAGAGAGGAUUCAGAGGGCCGGAGUCGUCUUUAUGGAGUCGAGUGGGGGUGUGGGGACGUGAUGAAUGGGAAAUCCACGAAACCGGGUAUGGUCGGUGAUCUUGUGCGCUCCUACACUGCCAACGAGCAUGGCAUGGAGGCUAAAAGGUUCCAGGAGGCUGCAGAUGUGCUGGCUCGACAUUACGGCAGCGGAACAAACAGGAAAACUGACAUGAGCAUCACUCAAAGGAGACAACAUUACGCUUACCCUGAUGAGGAAGAAGAGAUCAAGGUCUAGCCUGAAAGAUGAAUCACCUCAAGCUUUACAUUUCUCUUGUGCCAUAUGUAAUAGAAGUUUAUCAAGAAACUGAAGUUUGUAAAAAGUAGUAUUAACCGAGCUCCUCUCUUGUUCUACGAUUGCAGUUUGUUGAAAUAAGAGCAGGACAGGACAUGAAGUUGAAAAAAAAUUCAGAUGAACGACACUUGGUUCUUAAAAGGAGUGGCUGUGGAAGGAUGUUGAAGUAUCUGGAUGUUGGUGUAUGUUUUUAGUUUCGAUGUGGAUAUAAAAUAUGUACUGAGUGUUUGAUUGUGACAAUCAGUGAACAACUUGACCUCAGCACAAUUAUUUUUCUAUAUUUGAAUAUGAGCGAUAUGAACAUUAAACCAGGAGCAGAGUCCAAACAGCACGAAUCCAGGCAAGGCAGCUUUCUGCCACAGAGACUCGAUGUGAAUGACACUUCUCUUUGCCAGUGCAUGAACAGCAAAAAGGUCAACAAGAUGAACUACUCCUGACAGGUACAGUGUAUAUAUAUAUAUAUAUAUAUAUAUAUAUAUAUAUAUAUAAUAUUUACACCAGCAUUUUUAUUUGUAUGUUCCAGAGAUUGACUACACAUAAUUCUCCAGAUAGACUCUAUGGCUCUAAUUGCUAUUGUUAUGCAUAAACCUUAAUACAGACAUAUUUUAUGUAGGGAAACAGCUGUCAUAUUAUUAUUAUUAUUAUUAUUAUGAAAUGCAUAAAAGUACUCCUAUGCAUUUCACUUCAAUACUUUUGGCUGUGAGAUAUGAAAAUAUUGACAAGCCAAAAAUGCAUUUUAAUAGUACUGCAAUAUUUCGGUUUGUUAUUUACUUUAUUAAGCAAUAAAUAUUUCUGCAUCCACAAACAAUCUUUGAAUUAAAUAAAACACUCUUGGCAAGUUUUGUGAUGAAAAUAACUUUAUACAAUAUUUUGUGUCACACACUAAAGCUGUAGAUUACAACAGCUAAUAUGACAAUAAUUUGUAUGAAUUAUUAUUUUUUUUUUACAUUUUGACAGAGGAGUUAACUCCUCAAACAUGUGAUCUGUAUUAUAUGCAUACGAUUGUGUUCCUUUGCACAGGAAAUCUGCACAUUACUAAUGUACCGUUAUAAACAAUACAAAUAAUAUAUCUAAUAAAAAACAAGGAGAACAUGA